AUGCUGAUCAAUGCUGAACCAGCGAUUGUCGAUCUAGCGCAAAAACGCCGAAUGCUAGCAACUAAAGAGCGUAUCGGUGGCGCACUAGGAUCAACACUUGGUCUGAAGUGUCUGUCACAGCUGUCGACGUGGGCGUAUUGCGCUUCGGAUGCCGCUGAUCAGACUGGCUGCUGUAAGAAGAGAGGUGGGUUUCAACUGUUACUACUAUUAGGUUCUGACUGUGUCCAUAUGCAAGCCAUCAUGCAAUGUCAAAAGGAAGGUCUGGGCGCAAAACCGAGAUAUGACCCCGAUUGGUCAUCCACCUGCGAAUGGGAAGGGAAAUAG
Molecule: messenger RNA, 324 nt
Organism: Ostertagia ostertagi
Lineage: Eukaryota; Metazoa; Nematoda; Chromadorea; Rhabditida; Trichostrongylidae
Source: the annotation of a GenBank genome assembly